Messenger RNA from Morchella sextelata, 2064 nucleotides. RefSeq lists its product as uncharacterized. Lineage: Eukaryota; Fungi; Ascomycota; Pezizomycetes; Pezizales; Morchellaceae. The coding region runs from base 1 to 2064 and encodes 687 amino acids. The transcript has 6 exons. The record is from RefSeq and is a predicted model, not a curated record.
AUGGCUCCCACCAAGCGCUCCUCCGGUUCAGCACCUCUUGCCCCAAAGCGCCCACGACUCCCAAGACGAACUGAAGAACAUGAAGAUUUACUGACUGACGAGUCUGAGAUACCUUACCGAAUAUUGACUCCACUGCCAGCCCGCACUCGGAGUAGUCAAUCGACCACCGCCGCCCAAAUAGCUCGUAAAGGCCUUCUCCGUUCUUCUGAAACUCUGACUGGAAGAAGCAGUCCUAGAAGGGUAGAAUUUCAUAUCCCCGGCGACCAUACUGACCUUGUUGAAGUGCAGGAGCAGGCUCAAGCAAUAGAGGCGCCAGAGGUGGAGGAAAUAGUUGAUACCAGCCACUCAGAGUAUGAUGAUUCUCCAGAGAACGAGCCCGAGAGUUCUGAGGAGCAUGAGGAUGAACCGGAGGAUGAACCUCAAGCCUCGACCCAGAGGUCUCAGACUGUCGGAAAGAGACCUCGCACAGCUCCGCUGACUACUGCCAAAGCACUGGGCAAUGCUCGGAGGAAAGCAACUGAUGCAGUAGCGGAGGUAAUUGCUUCCUCCGACGUGUCAGUGGACGUGAUACAGAGGGGAGCUCGACUGGACACAAAUGUAAUCCGGAAACAAGGUCAGGGUAGAGCAGCACCCAUUUCGGCACCCAGCCAGAAUGCAUCUCAGAGAGCACUCCCGGCAUCCCAGAGAGCACCGCCAAUACCCACACAGUCUAGGCAUUCUGAACCUGUUUAUUAUCAUGAUUACAGCUCUUCGACGCGCCAUAUCGAUCUUUCCUCAAUGCGCUCUCGAUACGGGGAGUCCUCACCUACUUACCGGCCAUAUCGUUCUUCACCUCCUAUUGACGGAAUCGGCGAGAGCUCUGUGAGCAGUCCUCGGAUUCCUUCAAGCCCUCAAAUUCCUUCAGCCCAACCUCACAGCCAAAUUCGAUCGCAAGGAGUCUACGAAAUCGACUAUCUUCCCUCAUCUAGGGAGAACGAGAAUGCUCUGACGGCGGAAAGUGAGGUUCGUAUUCCAGAGAGCACUCACGACGUCUUUGAGAAUACUGGCGACAUUUCUUCGAGCCAAUUGACUCAGAGGUCUUUGUUACCCAACUCGAGGAGUGCAAAUGUACUCUCAAUGCAAGCACAGAGGAUUGAGAAAGAGUGCAGCAUAUUAAUCGGGGAGCAUACGCUUCUACAUGAGCCGUUUCCACCUGCAGCAAGACUUUCGAUACUGGUAGUGAGCAUGUGGGCAACUGCAAGUCGCCGAGUGGGGUGUAGAGUAGACCUUGAUGAGGUCGUAAUUAAACAGGUCAGAAGUCUGCACUUCCGUGUCCGUUCCCACUUGAUGCACGAGGUGAAAGGGCGCCUGGCGGACUCUACGAUAUAUGGGCUUGGAAAUCUUGUGGGGCCUGAGGCAAGGGCGGCUCAAGUCGAAUAUCUUUUGAAGAAUGUUCGUUUCUUGAGCCCCCAACAGCAUUACGAGACCUACCGACUGCGCUUCCUUGCCCCGGAAAUCGUCGAUAUAUUGUAUUUUAAAUACUUUGAUGGCGUCAGGAUACGAGGGGUUAGGGACCCCGAAUUCCUAGAUCGGAUAACCCCUACACUCAUUUGCUUGAUAUCGACGGUGAUUUGGCACGGCAUUCGGGCGUACUCGACAGGGACUUACGUUAAGCCUGAUCAUUUUCAGUCGCAGAAUGAGAGCGUUGUUAAAACGUUCAACAUGAUGAGUAACACAUGGAAGGGGAGGAGUAGACAGAAUCAGGAGGCAACUUUGGAGGUAAUCAAGGAUAACCUUCGAGAAAAGAUACGAGAAAAGAAGGGUGUAACGAUUGAGGUGAUACCGGAGGAUGGGUUUAGCGAGGACGAUGAAGCUUUGGCUGCGGAUCUUGCCGCAUUCCGAAAUGCUCGGAGAGCACUCAGGGGUGCUCCAGGAGGUCCUUCAAGUUCUGACAACGGUCAGGACGAGGUGAUUCAUGCCCAACUUCGCGGCAUUGACAGUGAAGAGGAGGGAGAGGAGGAAGAAGAAGAGCAAGAACUACCAGUAGCUGGGGAUUGUAAAGGGGGCAGGGAGGAAGAUGUCUAG